AUGGCCGACACGAACUCCCAGAGAGGGGAGGGUGAAAACUUCUGGGCGCCUGGUACCAUCCGGUUGGAGGAUAUGACAACACCCGCGUCAGAUGUCAUCCUUCAACCUGUACCAAGCUCUGAUCCAGACGAUCCCUUAAACUGGAGCAAACUACGAAAAUCCAUCAAUUUUGGCCUAGUCGGUUUUUUUGUGCUUUGGACAUUCGUACAGCUGCAGACAGGCUCGACAUCCUGGGGGUCCCUGAUGCGUGAACUAUACUUCACUGUCGACCAGCUGAAUAACGGAGCCGCUAUGUCUUGUGCUGGACUCGCGGUCGGCUGUAUGAUCUUCAUGCCAUUCGUACACAAGUUUGGGCGACGGCCACUAUACCUUAUCAGCUCAGCACUGCAAUUGAGCUCUGUGAUUUGGCAGGCCAAGACCAGGACGUACGGUGACUGGAUGGGCAGCAACUUUCUUGCUGGACUAGGAGGUGCCAUCAGCGAGGCUGUUGUACAAAUCACCAUUGCCGAUCUGUACUUUGUGCACCAACAUGGAACCAUGAACGCAUGGUACCUCAUUUUCACAUCCGUGGGUGCAUCCCUCGGACCAGUAGCCUCCGGAUUCGUGGUGGAAUCCCAGGGUUGGAGGUGGAUUUGGUGGUGGUGCACAAUCUUCUUGUCGUUGAAUCUCGCGCUCGUCUUAUUCUUCUUCGAAGAGUCGAAGUAUGUGCCAGUUCUCAACGGUCGCAGUGUAACCCAUGGUGUUUCUGGCUCACAUGGACCGAGCACCAUUCAUGCCAACUCGGAGUCGCAGAAAGUUGCAGACGUCAAAGGGGACGCCAUACACAGUAGCAUGGAGCGAGUGCAAUCUAGAAUCGACACGAACUUGCCACGGAAAACGUAUCGCCAGCGCUUGGCCCUCUUCACUCCUUCCAAACAACCGAUCGGCCACCAUUUCUACCAACCAGUUGUAGUGUUGCUCACUUUCCCCGCGGUCGGCUACGCCGCUCUCACCUAUGGUACGGUACUUGCGUGCUUGGCACUGAUGUCUUCGCUACAGGCGGUUUAUCUGCUGCAACCGCCGUACAGCUUCGGGCCAUCUGGAGUAGGACUCAUGAACAUUGCCCCUUUCACUGGCUCGUUCUUGGGUUUUUUCGUCGGCGGUUUCCUGAAUGACAGGUCGAUCAUGUGGUUUGCCAGACGAAAUCGAGGAAUAUACGAACCAGAAAUGCGACUGUGGCUUGCUCUUGCUUCGGCAGUGCUGCUUCCAGCGGGUAUUCUAAUGUUCGGGCUGGCUUUGGUGAGAGGCGUGCAUUGGAUAGUGUUAGCCGUGGGAUUCGGCUUGUUCGGCUUCACAUUCGUCUUGGCUAGCGGCAUUGCCCUUGCGUAUGUGACAGAUUGCUAUCAAGAGAUCCUCGGGGACGUCAUGAUAGGUAUCGUCUUCGUCCGAAAUUUGUUCGCAGUCGUUAUUCUUUUCGCGGUCACACCAUGGACCAAGGAUAUGGGGUUGCAAAACGUGUGUAUCAUUACGGCAGCCUUUUGCUUCGCGGUCCUGCUGCUUCCUAUACCCUUGCUAGUGUGGGGCAAGAAGAUUAGGAUCGCAACGGCGGAGAAAUAUAGGCGGAUGGCGAUGCGACAGCCAGCUCAUCGAACACUUGAGUAG
This is a messenger RNA of Alternaria atra, 1641 nucleotides long. RefSeq lists its product as uncharacterized. Lineage: Eukaryota; Fungi; Ascomycota; Dothideomycetes; Pleosporales; Pleosporaceae. The transcript has 4 exons. The coding region runs from base 1 to 1641 and encodes 546 amino acids. Gene Ontology annotation, molecular function: transmembrane transporter activity. The record is from RefSeq and is a predicted model, not a curated record. Gene Ontology annotation, biological process: transmembrane transport.